Aplysia californica (California sea hare) is the source of this 556-nucleotide messenger RNA. RefSeq names its product probable serine carboxypeptidase CPVL. Gene Ontology annotation, molecular function: serine-type carboxypeptidase activity. The record is from RefSeq and is a predicted model, not a curated record. Gene Ontology annotation, biological process: proteolysis. NCBI's taxonomy places the organism in Eukaryota, Metazoa, Mollusca, Gastropoda, Aplysiida, Aplysiidae.
AGGAGCUGAUAAUAGAUAUAUUAUAUAACGCGUAUGCUCCACAGCUCAGCUGCCACAAACAAUGGGCUGCUGUGUCUAGAACUAGAUCUGGAAGUCGCGGAAUUUCCCUCCAUCUGCUGGUGACGUCAGAGCUCUAUCUGUCCAGAUCUGUCACCCUCACAAGGCGGGAGCCACACAGCUGGAAGUGGUAAAGAUGGCGGCAGCUUGUAGCUCUCCUGUGUCGGAGGGAGGGAGUGGUGGCGCGGGGAUAGAGUGCUCUCCCCUCUACCUCUCCCGUCUGCUGGGUACGGAGCGGCAGGAUCAAGGUUGCUCCUGACGAGACCCAGCUCAUUGUCUACUUGAACGGAGGGCCUGGGAACUCGGCGAUGAUUGGUCUAUUUGAGGAGAUCGGACCAAUCACAGUUGACAAGAAUGGUGAACUUGUUGAACGUGUGACGUCAUGGGUGGACCACUACUCGGUGAUCUUUGUGGAUAACCCCAUUGGCGUUGGCUUCAGCUACUCCGGAGGAGGUGGAGAGUCCAAGCGAAACUGUGACAUCGCAAACAACUUGUACAG